Messenger RNA from Bipolaris oryzae ATCC 44560, 357 nucleotides. RefSeq lists its product as uncharacterized. NCBI's taxonomy places the organism in Eukaryota, Fungi, Ascomycota, Dothideomycetes, Pleosporales, Pleosporaceae. The annotation marks the transcript as partial. The transcript has 2 exons. The record is from RefSeq and is a predicted model, not a curated record.
CUUGUCUCCCUCUUUCUUACCACUGCGGUAACAGCAACAUCCGAUGCCCCCCUCUCAACCCUAACCGUCCACCCCGCCUGCCCGAGCACCACACCCUCAGACGUCAUCGUAACCCGCUCCAACGUCCCUGUACCCUCCUGCGCAGCAGGCAACGAGACCAAGCCCCUCAUCAUCAGCAUGGACGGCGACAAGACGGUGACGAUGACGGCGGGCGGAGGCGCAAUGAUGACGCCGAUUAUGAGUUCGAGUGGGAGUCCACCGGAGUUUACUGGUGCGGCGAUGAGGAACAGCGUAGUUGGUGGUGCGGGUGCGAUUGUAGCUAUGUUGGGUGGAGCGGUGGUUGCUGUUGUUGUUUAA